AUGGGUAAAGUUCACGGAUCCCUCGCUCGUGCGGGCAAAGUCAAGUCCCAGACCCCUAAGGUCGAGCCUCAAGAGAAGAAGAAGACCCCGAAGGGUCGCGCCAAGAAGCGUCUGCAAUACACCAGACGAUUUGUUAACGUCACGAUGACCGGUGGAAAGCGAAAGAUGAACCCCAACCCUACGUCAUAA
Histoplasma mississippiense is the source of this 189-nucleotide messenger RNA. Its product is annotated as 40S ribosomal protein S30. Gene Ontology annotation, cellular component: cytosolic small ribosomal subunit; ribosome. The record is from RefSeq and is a predicted model, not a curated record. Gene Ontology annotation, biological process: translation. Gene Ontology annotation, molecular function: structural constituent of ribosome. The coding region runs from base 1 to 189 and encodes 62 amino acids. The transcript has 3 exons. NCBI's taxonomy places the organism in Eukaryota, Fungi, Ascomycota, Eurotiomycetes, Onygenales, Ajellomycetaceae.